AUGGGAGUUGAGAAGCAAAUCAUCAGACCUGGAACCGGUCCCAACCCACGCUCCGGUCAAACCGUCACCGUUCACUGCACCGGUUACGGCAAAAACGGUGAUCUAACUCAGAAGUUCUGGAGCACAAAGGAUCCUGGCCAGACGCCUUUCACUUUCAAAAUCGGCCAAGGUUCUGUAAUCAAAGGAUGGGAUGAAGGUGUCCUUGGCAUGCAACUCGGCGAAGUUGCUCGUCUUCGGUGCUCUCCUGAUUAUGCUUAUGGUACCGGUGGUUUUCCUGCUUGGGGAAUACAGCCCAACUCUGUCUUGGACUUUGAGAUCGAGGUCUUAAGUGCACAAUGA
This is a messenger RNA of Lathyrus sativus (Indian pea), 339 nucleotides long. NCBI's taxonomy places the organism in Eukaryota, Viridiplantae, Streptophyta, Magnoliopsida, Fabales, Fabaceae. The record is from the annotation of a GenBank genome assembly.